AAACCUUGGUCGAAAUAACCCCAUGACGCAAGCAUUAUUUUUACUCUCGGAAUUAAUUUUACUGAUUUCUGAUGUUCGAUCACCACAGAUACAAUUAUCCAAUCGAAAACUUCAAUACAAAAAUUAAUGUAUAAUGAAUUUCUCGAUUGGACAAUCACGUCCAACUGGUAUCAGUCAACAUAGUUAAAUUCGAGUGUAAGUAAAGACUUCAGUGUGUGAACCAGUGUGAAUGGUCACGUGGGUGCGUUACGGUACGCUAUGCAAAAUCUCUCUACUCUCAAUUUGUGUCAGUUGAAAUCGUGUUAGGUUAUAACUCUCUAAAUGCAUUUUGAUUUAUUCAUAAAAAAGAUCGUGGAUAUUGGUUUUUGUGAAGUUAUAGGACGUUAUGGAUGUUACACCUUUCCUGGAAGUAUCGUUGAAAACAGAAGACGGCGAGGUGGGAGGUGAAGCAAGAAGUUUUACUCCUGGCUUAUGUGAAGUCCAGAUUAAGGAGGAGCCUGAAGAACCCGUGCCAGGAUUCUGUGAAGUGCUAAUAAAAGAGGAGCCCUUAGAUGAAAAUGGUGAUGAAUAUAUGGAGGAGGAUGAGGAGGAAGAGGGAGUUGCAGGGAAAACUGAAGAUGACAGAAGUACACAUGACAAGAAUGAACGAGUCUUGCAGAUUCUUGCAGAUGCUGUUGAAGAGGAGAAGAGAAAUAAAGCAUCCAGAGGCAAAGCGAUUAGAGGAAGUUGGAGAUCUAGCGAAAAAUGUGUUGAGGCAGCAGCAAGUGAUGUGGUCCCCAUUGACCUGUCAAAGAAGGAGGUGACAGUUGCAGGCAAGCGAAAGGCGGGGUCGGAGGAGGGCGCGGGCGGGCGCACGCCGAAGAAGCACCCGUGCGCGCAGUGCGGCAAGGCGUUCGCCACGCCCUCCCACCUGCGCACGCACGUGCGCACCCACUCGGGCACCAAGCCCUUCCGCUGCCCGGACUGCGCCGCCGCCUUCGCGCAGAGCAACAACCUGCGCCGCCACCUGCGCACGCACACGCGCGAGCGGCCCUACAAGUGCGCGCAGUGCGACUGCGCCUUCAGGGACUCGUCGCACCUGCAGCGCCACCGCCUGCUGCACACGGGCGAGCGACCCUUCCGGUGCGACGAGUGCGGCACGGCCUUCGCGCAGAGCAACACGCUGCGCGACCACGUGCGCCUGCACACGGGCGAGCGGCCCUUCCCGUGCGCGCUCUGCCCCGAGGCGUUCGUGCGCCGCUCGCACCUCAACGCGCACCACCUGCGCGCCCACGCGCACGACGGCGCGCCCAGCUAAGGCCGGCGCCGGCGCCGACGCCGCGGACGGGAGAACCCGGAGAAAAAGCAACAACAACGAACAACCUGCGCUUUCUGGUGGUUGGAAGGGGUUAAAAAAAUGUUCGAGUUUUGUAGCCGUUCCAGGAGUGGAAAAAGGAGUUUUUGUUCGAUUAGUGCUGUGAUGUUGGAGUGGCGGGUUGGGGAAAUGGGAGAACCCCGAGAAAAUCCGCUUUUCUCGCCGUUGGGAGGGUAAAAAUAAAUCAUUAUUUCCCAUGUAUCGUGGCCUUUCCCGGGGUGAACGAAGGCUUUUUGUUCGAUUGGUGGUGUGAUGUUGGCGUGACAGGCUGGGAAAAUGGAAGAACCCGGAGGAAACCCGCUUUUCUCGUAGUUGGGAGGGUAAGAAUAAAUAAUUUAUUUACCAUGCCUCAUGGCCUUUCCCGUGGUGGGCGAAGCCUUUUUUGUUCGAUUAGUUGGGAUGACAGGCUGGAGAAACGGGUAUACACCGGGAAACCGUGCUUUUCUGGUUGUUGGGAAGGCAAAAAAUGCUUCCACAAGCCUCGUAGCCGUUCCAGUAGUGGACAAAGUUUUUUUUUUUAAUUUUAAAAGAAUCCACGUCUUGUAGCCGUUCUGGAAAUGGGGUUAUGGAUUGGUGGUAUCAGUGCGGGUCUGACAAUUUAAGGAACCGGGGGAACUCCCCGAAAAAACUGCCUUCAGCGAACCGGCUUUUUUUGUCCGCCACAGAUUUCACGUGCGACGACGGAGAUUUUUGAACCUCAACAGCCGAGGUGGAGGGCUGGUAUGUGAUGCCCCCCCCCCCUACCUCUUUGGCUCCGCAGACAGCUGAAACGCCUCACGCGUGCGUGUCGCCCUGUGGGCAUAGAGUAGAGAUAUUUUUCUCCUCUAUGCCUGUGGGUCGUGUGAAACGAUCCCGAGGCUGGCGAGUGGGAGUGUAUUAUCCACGAUAAAAGAAAUGGCUGAGCUACCGCGCAUAGUAUCAGACUUCAGCCAAUGAGCUUCAUGCAUCAGUUUACGUCACAAUAUUAGCGAGAAUUGUAAAUACAGCUAGAUACCAAAACAGUUAUCUCUUUGUUACAACUCAUUGAAACAUAUAUGAAGUUUUUUUAAUAUUACGACUCUUAUUCCAACUUUCAUCUUCAUGUUAUUUUUGUUUGGUCAACAUCGAAAAUUAUCACUUAAUGUCACUUUCAAAAGGAUUUUCAACGCUUCUCGCUUACCAUGUAGCAUGGCGGGCGGCGUCUGGCUUGGUUUUUCAUGUGUCCAUGUUGUGGUCACGUGGUUCAUGACGUACUAUCUGGUGCUGCGCUGAACGUGCAGAAGUCGGUGCGUCGGACUAGCUCAGCCAUGUCUUUCAUCUUGGUAUUUUUGUAUUAAUAUUUAUUGUGAUCUUUCAGACUGCCCAGGAGAUUUUUCAGUCAUGCGGAUGGAAAGUGGAACAGGCUGCUUUAGUAAAGAAUGAGCCACGAAGAUGUUGAUGGUUUCUUCAAGAUGAUGGUUGCUUCAAGAUCUACCAACACCCAGAGGCCCAAGUUUGUUUUUAUUUCAUAACUAAGAAAUAAGUUCCGUGGUGGUAGCAGAUAUCUUGUGGUAAUCCAUAGUAUUGUAAAGGAAAUAAUCUCCACAAAAGUUUU
This is a messenger RNA of Gryllus bimaculatus (two-spotted cricket), 2927 nucleotides long. NCBI's taxonomy places the organism in Eukaryota, Metazoa, Arthropoda, Insecta, Orthoptera, Gryllidae. The record is from the annotation of a GenBank genome assembly.